AUGUUUACUGUGCCAAAUUGUCAACCAGCUAAGGAACUUUAUGGCUCGCUAGAAGUAAAAUUGCAUACAAAUGUAGGGGAUUUGGAAGCAAGUAGAAUACUUGAACAACGUCUUCAAUUACUGGGAAUAAAAAAUUCUGUACUGCAGGAGAAAGUAGACGUAAAAACUUCUUCUGAAUCGAACAAUUCAAAUAAGCAAAUCACUCUGCUAAUGAAUUCAUUUGAACCGAUAAUUUUUGCGCAGAAAAUACGUACGUAUGAAGAAACAAAAGUAAGAAAAUGUUCAAUUCGAUUAUGGUUAUGGCAUCAAUAUUUAUCACGAAAUGGUAAUUGUUCUUUAUGUGAUCGACCGCUUAAUGGAUUACAUGAAGAUGUGAUAAUGUUAACAUGUGCUCAUGCAAUGCAUCCAGAAUGUGUGCAAGAAAUGCGUCAAAAUCGAAAUGGUUGUCAAAAAUGUGAAUUCAAUUCGACUAAAAUAAAUAAUUGGCAAAAACGAAAGAGAAAAGAUAAGAAAAAAAAAUAUUUAUGCUAA
Molecule: messenger RNA, 531 nt
Organism: Brugia malayi
Lineage: Eukaryota; Metazoa; Nematoda; Chromadorea; Rhabditida; Onchocercidae
Exons: 4
Coding region: 1-531 (176 amino acids)
Source: RefSeq, a predicted model, not a curated record